ACGGCACAUCUGCUGCGCUGGUGGCUCGACAGCUGCAGCUCCGCGCGGGUUCGCCGAAGCCGUCUAGAGGGCGCGUGGCGUGGCCAGUCCGUGCACUUCCGUGCUGAGGCCGUCGGCAUCGACGAUCCACCGGCAUUUGGCGGGAAGGGCGGCCGUCCCCACUGCGCCAGAUGCACACUCACUCGUCCAGCGCGUCGGCCGUCAGCUACAUUCCUCCUGCCUUCCGAGAGGCUGAUGUCCUUUGGCAGUAGAAGCAUCGUGCCGGGCCUACAUCGUACCAAAUCAUAGACUAAAUAAAUAAUGUUUUCACAGUAAUGCCAGUAAUAUAUAUAUAUAUAUAUAUAUAUAUAUAUAUAUUUCUAAAAUAUAUGUCUACUAUAAGCCAAUCCACUGCAAGCACCCCGUCCCCUCCCCCUCAGCCAGCACAAUUUCAUCGCUGUAAAUGUACAUGGGGGUCAAGUGUGAGACGCCAGAAACUUCCCCGUGCAAUGUUUCGACUGUCGCUGGUGAAAACUGAUGUUGACCCAGGCUGUGAAGAUGGCCGUGGACUGGCUGCUGUGAAGCGACAGCCAUGCGGCUGUGCUGCUGCGACUGCUGCGACUGCUGCGACAGCAACUCAUCUGUCGUCGACAGCACUGAGCUGCUGCACUGCCCAGGCAUUGGGGAAGGCUCUCAGUACUACACAGUCCGCAGGAUAUCCAGUUUUGGGCGGGCAGCAUCCCAAGAGGACCUAGAAGGCUCGUGCCAGGACCUGUGUGAAGUCAGCAAGGACGUGGCAGACACGCCUGAUGACAUCUCUGUCUUCACGCCACUGGCUGAUAAGUACAGCGGAGGAGGGGCAGACCCGCGAACAGGGGUCGCGGAGCCCGAUAGCUGUGCUCUGCCCCCCCUCUCUGCUGCCAAGAAGCAGCCCCAGUGGCGCAAGGCUCUGCACGGCCUCAAGCCGAGGCCUGGCCGGCUGCGCAGCAAGUCUCCCGCACCCGUGCCCCCCAUCAUCAUCUCGUCGCCCAGCAACGUGGAUGACACCUCCUUGGCCCUGCCCCAGUCCAAGCUGCGACAUGUCCUCACCAUGUCAGACGUCAGCUCCGUCGGGCUGACGGACCACCCGCAGGUCUUCAGGUUCAAGUCUCGGUCCAUGCAGGACAUCAACUCGUCGGGUGACUUGCACCGCGACGGGAAGUUCUCGGAGGAGGCUCGGAGGCUGGCUAGAUCCGUGGGGCUCAACGUGUCCCUGUACCCCAGCGAGCCUCCCCCCCACCACCGGUCCGCCGAGACGCUGGGGCCCUCGGAGACUCCGCGCGGCGACGACAGCAGGCAGGAGUGCGGCUGUGGCCGCGUGCACUUCUUCGUCACCCACUACCCCAAGGACAAGAAACUCUUGGUGAACGUGACUCAGCUGGAGGGCCUUCCACCGAGAAAUGACUACCAAGACUACACGGUUGCCCUCAAGGUGCAGAUCCUGCCCGCGGAGAAGCCCGCCAAGACUGCCCGGUUGGGGGGGCAGGAGAUAGACGAGGACUUCUACUUCAGCCUGAAGGACGCCCGGGGCAAGGCAGUGCGCCUGUCGGUGUUUGAUGCCGACCGGAUGGGCAAGCACGACGCCAUUGGGCACGCGUUGGUUCGCCUGGAUGCCGACGCCAUCCGUGCGACUCAGUUGUACACAGUGGAUUUGCAAAAGCAAUCUGAGCUAGACGUGAUGCCAGGCUCUAUACAACUCACAAUUGGUUAUGACUCCGAGGCUCAGCGCCUCUCUGUGCUGGUCGCUGCUGCGUCAAACCUCUCCACCAGUCACCUGUCCAAGGCCAGCAAACAGCCAGACAAGCUGAACACUUACGUGAAGCUGGUGCACUACAGGGACGGCGAGAAAGCGAAGAGCAAGCGGUCGGGCGUGGUUCCCCACGACCAGAACCCCCAGUACAACCAGCAGUUCCUGCUCAAGAUGCCAGGCCUGGACGUGGCCGAGAGCUACCUGGUGGUCAGCGUGGUGCUCAAGGGACUGCUGAGGGACGAGACUAUCGGCAGGAUCGUGUUCGGACCCCACUGCUACACGGCAGGGCGCGCUUACACCCCGUGGGGACAGGUCAUGAUGGGCGACAGAACCGUGUCUGACUGGUACAAACUUUAUUUGUAACGAUAAUAUACACAUCAUUACGGUAAAUAUAUCACAACAUGCAGCCUAUUAAUUUGUUACAAUGCUCACCACUGUAAGUAUUUAUAGUUAUCAAAUUAUAAUAAAUGCAUUUAUACAUCUGCAAAAUUACCGUGUUAAUACAGCUCAUUAAUUAAAAACUAAUAAGUUUUAACUACUUUUAACUUGCAAUGGAACUGAAAAAUCAAAUUUACAAGCUUGCCAUCAUGACUUUAUUCUAAUGGACACUUAUUUACACAUUGAGAUACUUGUGAAUAAUUCAUAAAAAUCUAAAUUUGAGGAUACAAUGUACAAAGGUUUUUCAGUAUAGUAGAAACUUGAAAGUUCUGGUUUGUCCAGUUGGGUUUGAAUGUUUUAUUUAGUGCUGAGAAGUACCAUGUUUUGUUGCACAUUUUAUAUUAAAAUCAAACUUGAAAAGUUAAAGAUGCAACUUUUAUGUGAAAAAAAUAUAUAUAUAAUUUUU
Molecule: messenger RNA, 2612 nt
Organism: Bacillus rossius redtenbacheri
Lineage: Eukaryota; Metazoa; Arthropoda; Insecta; Phasmatodea; Bacillidae
Product: synaptotagmin-1-like
Exons: 10
Coding region: 572-2131 (519 amino acids)
Biological process (GO): cellular response to calcium ion; calcium ion-regulated exocytosis of neurotransmitter; regulation of calcium ion-dependent exocytosis
Cellular component (GO): plasma membrane; exocytic vesicle
Molecular function (GO): phosphatidylserine binding; calcium-dependent phospholipid binding; syntaxin binding
Source: RefSeq, a predicted model, not a curated record